CAGAACAGAGUCGGAUGGAUCUGCAAGCAACUGGACUAUAGAGGGCAAAACAGAGAAAUACUUCAACAUGGUGCAUCUGGAAAUUAUAGUUGCGCUGACCUGGACAUUGUUCGUUCCUAUAACCAACAGCAAAAAAACUUAUGGCGACAUGUUUCCUCACAAACACAAGCCUCCUAUUCCAUUUCCGAUCCCUGGAUGGGACCCUGACAGCAAGCCAUGGGACGAAUCUCUGUAUCCUGCUUUCAAACAAGAGCUGACGCGCAAACAUGGUAAAAUUCCCCGAGUGCGUCUCACGAGCGACAGUCCUGCGAUGAACGGCUCGUGCGUCUCAUUCACUGCAGCGCUGGAGUUCCCGCCGUGCCAGAAAGAGGACGCUGACGGCAACCUGGUGCAUGACGAACACUGUGACGACGUUUUGACGGAGGCGUCAGCCAAUGGAGAGCUGCGCUCAGGGUAUGUUGGAUGGUUGGAUGACUAUGGCUUUGGAAAGUGUACAGAUUUGAAAAGAUGUAAUGUUUUUCCCGAUGGAAAGCCCUUUCCUCGAACCAGCGACUGGAGACAUAAAGGUUAUGUGUAUGUUUGGCACACUAUGGGCCAGUAUUUUGAGACAUGUGAUGGCUCCUCUUCUCAUCUCACUCUGAACACCACCAACAUGACUUUCGGAGCUGGACUGAUGGAGGUGAUGGUGUAUCGCAAACGUGAACGCAGAAAGUACACCCCACUCUCUACUGACAGUACCGUAUACUUCAUUACAGAUAAGAUUCCACUCUCAGUGAGCAUUUCACAAAAAGAAGCAGUAAAAAUACGGGAGAAAAAUGUAUUUGUCAGAGGCUCAGAUUUAAUAUUUAAAGUCCAGAUCCACGAUCCAAGUAACUACCUAAAAACAGCUGAUGCAGUAGACUUUAUUUGGGACUUUCGAGAUGGCAACCAACUGGUCACCCACAGCAACGUGGCGACCCAUGCGUACGACCUGCUUGGAAACGUAACGGUCAAGCUCCUCGUAGAAGCAGCGUUUCGCAUUCACUGCCCACCACCAACUCCCACUGCGAUGCAUUUUACACAGGCUCGCACCACAGCAGUGACUACACCACCACAUGGAACUCAUACAGUCACCAGGAAAAGGGAGACCACCGAGGUUCCCAUUACAACCAACCCUUCGCCAACUACACCUCGAGCUCCCACAAGUGCUGUUCAGACAACAGAAUCAUUCCAAACAGAUGCAGAUGCGACAUCUGCCAAUACAGCAACUCCUGUACCUGAAACCAGCCCAACCCAUAGCCAGCCCAUCUCCCCAUCCAUGAUCAGACACACACACUCGAGGGAGUCCGAGUGUUUCCGAUACAUGUAUGGAUACUUUGAGGGCGAGGUCAUUAUUAUUGAACCUCCUCUAGCUCUAUACAAUGAGUUACCCAAUAAGAUUUUAAAUGUGUCAUCAGCUGAAGUCACCAACACCUCCGUCAACUUUGUGGUGACAUGCUCAGGCAGUGUUCCAUCAGUGGCCUGUACAGUGGUGGCUGACUCCACCUGUAGAGAGAUUAAUAAUAUUCUUUGUGAGGACGCGUCCCCCUCGGGUGAAGGUUGCAAGAUUAGUUUGACACGCAUCUUUCAGACGCCGGGCACGUACUGCGUCAGCAUCACUCUGGGACUUCCAGGUGGCUUGGCUCUUGCUACCACCUCAGUAACCAUUGGCAACCACCUUGACAAAAGCACUCCUAAAUCCUCCCACGUUACUGAGGUAGUUUUAUCUUCAAGUGCUGUGCUUAUUUCCAUCUUUGCCUUCAUUGCUAUUGUGCUCUACAAGAGAUAUAAGGUGUAUCGUCCAGUGAGGUGGUCCAUGUUCGAUGAUGCGGAGAGAAACUCUGGUGUCGAAAGCUGGAGUUUAAGUAAACUGAGAUCUGCUCUGUUUCCAGCCAAUGAAGAGAGAAGCCGUUUGUUGACAGAGAAACCACUUUAGAUUGAGAUGCUAAACUUUUAUUUUAAAGGAUGCCGUCUUUAUAGAUUAUAUGGCUAUAGUAGGAUAUAUGACUUUGGUUUAAGUACUAUUCAAGUUUUACUACUUACUAUUUCAGUUCAAAUACUAUUAAUUACUAAAACUUAACUGUCAAAAAUAUGCAUUCUUUGUAUAAUCAACUGCAUUAUAAAAAUUAACAUUUAUGAGGAACUAAUGAUGUCAUGCAGUUUGCAAGGCAACCGAAGCAAUUUUUCACAACGUUAUUUAAUACCAUCAAAACGUUUUCAUUGUUCAUGUGGGAUUUGAUUUGAUAUUAACCGCAAGAUUAAUUAAAGCAAGUGUCAGAUAACAGCUAUUAUCUUUAAUUUAAUGAAACUUCAUCUUUUAAUAGGAACUCAAUUAGAAUGGAAAAACUAACUUGAAACAAAUCUCUAUUUCUGACAGGUCUAAUAAACAUAUGCACGGUUUUCAGACAGUUAUUAAAUAGCAUUUUGCUUAAAAAAAACUUAUCAGCUCUUUGAAAAUGCUACCUUUCAUGUGAAUGCUGCACAUUUAAU
Triplophysa dalaica is the source of this 2508-nucleotide messenger RNA. RefSeq names its product glycoprotein (transmembrane) nmb (gene gpnmb). Gene Ontology annotation, biological process: cell adhesion. The record is from RefSeq and is a predicted model, not a curated record. The transcript has 12 exons. Bases 68 to 1954 code for a protein of 628 amino acids. Gene Ontology annotation, molecular function: integrin binding. NCBI's taxonomy places the organism in Eukaryota, Metazoa, Chordata, Actinopteri, Cypriniformes, Nemacheilidae.